CUAUACAUUCUUAAAAAGCAUAAAUAAAGCUUUAAGAUAAUAAGAGUAUCCAUAUCCUUUUAGCUUAUGUGAAUAUGCUUAUGUGGUGCAUGGAAGAGUAAAGAUAGACCCCCAAAGGAAGUAUAUAGCACAUGGAAAAGACUACCUUCUCUAAACCUUUUUGAGUAGAAAGUAGAAACUAUACAGAAAAACCAUAAACACAAAUGAGUUCUAGGACAGAAGUUGAUAAACCCCAUGUCCUAUGUAUUCCAUGCCCAGCUCAAAGCCAUAUAAAAGCAAUGCUUAAAUUAGCAAAGCUUCUCCAUUCUAGAGGUUUUCACAUCACUUUUGUCAACACUGAGUACAACCACCAGCGCUUUCUUAAAUCUCUUGGCCCUGACUGCCUCAACGGCUUGCCUGACUUCCGAUUCGAAACCAUUCCGGACGGCCUCCCUCCAUCAGAUGCUGAUGCCACCCAAGAUGUUGUUGCUAUUUGUAAAGCCCUCAAAGAGAACAUGUUGGCUCCGUUCCAUGACCUUCUGAAAAGACUCAAUGAUAAGGAAACCUCCAACAACCCCCCGGUGACAAACAUUGUUGCGGACGGUAUCGCGUUGUUCGCUAUUACGGCUGGAAAGGAACUAGGAAUUCCUGUGGUGCUUCUUUUUCCUAUCUCUGCUUGUUCAUUCAUGGGCUUAAAUCAAUAUCCUAUUGUAGUGGAGAAGUUAGGCCAUCCACCCAAAAAAGACACAGUUAUAGACUGGAUUCCGGGAAUGAAAGAUAUAAGCGUCAUAGAUCUACCAAGCUUUUAUUGGGCGACAAGUCCAGGGGAUGAGAAUUUCCUUUAUAAUGUUUGCUUGGAAUCAACUAUUAGAGCUCAUGAAGCUACAGCAGUUAUAUUCCAUACCUUCUAUGCAUUGGAGAAAGAUGUUUUGGAUGCUCUAUCAACCAUGCUUCCACGCGUGUUUGUGAUUGGCCCUCUCCAACUUCUUCUAAAUGGCAUAAAAGAAGACCCUUUGAAGCUUAAAUACAGCCUCUGGAAGGAAGAAACUGAGUGCCUCCAAUGGCUUGAUAACAAGGCACCAAACUCCGUUUUGUAUGUGAAUUUCGGGAGCACAACGUUGUUGUCGCCACAACAACUUAUGGAGUUUGCUUUUGGAAUUGCAAAUAGCAACCACCCUUUUUUGUGGAUAAUUAGGCCAGACUUGGUUAUUGGUGAGUCAGCCAUUUUACCACUUGAAUUUUUGACUGAAACUAAAGAAAGAAGCCUAAUUGCUAGUUGGUGUCCACAAGAGGAAGUUCUUAAUCACCCUUCAAUUGGAGGGUUCUUAACACAUAGCGGUUGGAAUUCAACCAUUGAGAGUUUGUCUUCCGGUGUUCCAAUGCUGUGUUGGCCAGUCUACGGGGACCAACCAACGAACUGUCAAUAUACUUGCAAGGAAUGGGGGAUCGGAUUGAAGAUUGAUAAUGAAGUGAAGAGAGAAGAAGUAGAAAAGCUUGUUAGAGAGUUAAUGGAAGGAGAAAAAGCUAAGAACAUGAAAAGGAAUGCCAUGGAAUGGAAAAGACAGGCUGAAGAAGCCAAUGCUUCCAAUGGUUCUUCAUCCAAAGACUUUAAUAGUUUGGUGAGGCACUUGCUUUCAUGAAAAUGCUACCUAGCCAUCUCCAAAAGAAAAUAUUAAUAUUAUUCUUGACAUGUUAGUUUCCAUGAUGAUUAUUCUGUUAUAUAAAUCGAAUUUGUUAUUAAUCAUGUAUUUUUUUUUUUUUGUUGGCUGAAUUUGUUAUUGAUCAUGUACCAUUAUAUAUAGAUAUAUAUAUAUAUAUAUAUAUAUAU
Molecule: messenger RNA, 1807 nt
Organism: Ziziphus jujuba (common jujube)
Lineage: Eukaryota; Viridiplantae; Streptophyta; Magnoliopsida; Rosales; Rhamnaceae
Product: 7-deoxyloganetin glucosyltransferase-like
Exons: 2
Coding region: 204-1619 (471 amino acids)
Molecular function (GO): UDP-glycosyltransferase activity
Source: RefSeq, a predicted model, not a curated record